AAUUGGUUAACCAAUAGACCGAAAAUAGUCAAGGCGUACCAGUUCAGGUUUCUGGUCAACCGGGUGAACCUCACACUUUUAUUCAAUCAAAAACACUAAAACCUAGACAACACUUCAAAACACGAAUGAAAUCGAAGAGUUAGUUAAUUACGCUUGUAUUCUUGUUAAAAAGAGAAAAUUACUUUGGCACUAAGUGGAUGAUAGAACGAGUCGGAUGAAUUGGUCGUUGCUUGGCUCGAAGUGUUUUUUACACGUUUCAACUGUGUGUUUGUGAAAAAAAAAACGAAAUUUACUUUGGCUUGUUUUAGCGGCAAAACGAUGAUAGAACGAGUCGAGUGAAUUGUUUUUAAUUAUUUGGACCAAGAAUGAACACUGACGACCUUUCAAACAUAAGUGACUGUCAAGACGUUGGUGACGAUUUAUACGAGGAGCUUAGCCAAGCUGUCGAACUUUCAAACAUAAGUCACGACGAUUAUGCUCAUUUAUUGGAUGAGAUUAUCCCAGCUGACGACCUUUCAAACAUAAGUGGCAGUCACGACGAUGGUGCUGAUUCAUCCAAGGAGAUUGUCCAAGCUGGCGACCGUUCAAACAUAAGUAGCUGUCACGACGAUGGGGUUGAUUUAUACGAGGAGACUGACCAAGCUGACGACCUUUCAAACAUAAGUGCCACUCACGACGAUGGUGCCGAUUCAUUCAAGGAGACUGUCCAAGCUGGCGAUCUUUCAAACAUAAGUGGCUGUCGCGACGAUGGUGCUGAUUCAUCUAAGGAGAUUGUUCAACUAGAUAAUGGUUUUAGUGAACCCGAACGAUCUGUUGAUGACGUCGGCGACAAAAACUGUGACAAGGAAAAUGAGGAAAAACUAAUCCGUGUGGCCGACGCGAAAAAGCUUCAAUUGAAAUUAAUCGAUCAAUUUAUGAACGAAAACGAUGGAGCAUCCGUUGAGACGAAAACAUUCAAUACACGUUGGGAAGAAUUGGUUCGCGAAUUGAAUUUACUUGGACCCCCUCCUUUAACCGAGACACAAUGGAGAUAAAAAUUGGCUCAGCAUUACAACGAGAAAAGAAAACUGGCAGAAAUAGCUGAAACUGCACUUCGAAGUACACAAUCGCAUAACGUUCUUUCGUCGGGACUACUUGGAGAAAUUGUAUUGACAUCACGUGAAACGGCGAGGAGCAUUGCCGAAAUUUCCAAUAAACUCACCGUGAUAAUC
Messenger RNA from Bradysia coprophila, 1211 nucleotides. RefSeq lists its product as uncharacterized. NCBI's taxonomy places the organism in Eukaryota, Metazoa, Arthropoda, Insecta, Diptera, Sciaridae. The record is from RefSeq and is a predicted model, not a curated record.